Messenger RNA from Acanthosepion pharaonis, 573 nucleotides. NCBI's taxonomy places the organism in Eukaryota, Metazoa, Mollusca, Cephalopoda, Sepiida, Sepiidae. The record is from the annotation of a GenBank genome assembly.
AUGUUAGCGCUCAGUUCACUGCCCCAGCCUGAUCCUGUAUGGACGGGCAGUUGGCACGAGGCCCUCGAUUCUUUGACGUCUCUGCUCACCUCAAAUGACCGAUGCGCCAUGAGAUCAACCAGCAAUGCACGAAGGAAUGACACGGUGUCUUUUCUUGCGAAACAGUCUUCAUUGAGCCACAUCUAUCAGUAUAAAUGCCCUGAUGUUUUUUUUUCUUUUUUUAUCUCUUUCAUUAUGCAGUUUCCAAUUUCCCUUCUUUCUUUCUCUUUCUUUAUCUCACUUACUUUCUUUUCUUCAAUAUCUUUCAUAUUAUCUCAUUUUCAAUUUCUUUUUAAUUUUUCUCAUUCAUUUCAUUGUUUCUAUUUUACACUCCUUUUUUCCCCUUUUCAAUUCUUCUUCUCAUUUCCCUUAUUUGCCAUUUUUAUACUUUCUUUCAUUCUAUCUCUCAUGAUUGAUAGAUCUAUAAUUGAUCAAUAUUUAAUCCCAAAUCAUAUCUAUCUAUCUAUCUAUCUAUCUAUCUAUCUAUCUAUCUAUCUAUCUGUGAUGAACUGUGAUACAGCGAAACAGGCUUGA